AUGACCGCCCCCGAGUCCCCCAUGGCUCAGUCCUCCGCUGUCCCGGCCUCUACUGGCAAGGACCAGAUCGCGACACGCCGACGCAGAAAGUCGAGCGUGCGAGGCCACGGUCACACCCACGAUCCCUCGUCGCGUCAGUCCUCCAAGCAGGACCAGCUCGACAUGCUCUCCAAGCGCAGCCGCGCUCGUGUCAUCCUCCGCCGCUGCAAGCACAUCGCCGUCAAGCACACCUGGACCACCCCGCUAGUCCUCAUCCUCGCCUUCCUCUCCCUCUACGCCGUCAACCCGACCGAGUCCAACGUCAUCCACCACUUCAUCUUCCUUUCCUACAAGAUCCCCCAGCAGGGUCUUGAUGCCGCCGCCGGCGCUGCCGCUGACAGCGAUGCGCCCGCGCAGUACGGCAAGGGGCUUUGGGACAUUGCCUUCGUCUGCUUCUAUGCCACUGUCCUGUCCUUCACGCGCGAGUUUAUCAUGCUGGAACUCCUCCGCCCGCUGGCCAAGUUCUACGGCAUCCGCUCCCGCGGCAAGCAGCUUCGCUUCAUGGAGCAGGCCUACACGGCCAUCUACUUUGGCAUCCUCGGCCCCUUUGGCAUUUACGUCAUGAGCCGCACCCCCGUGUGGUACUUCAACACCACGGGCAUGUACGAGUCGUUCCCGCACAAGACCCACGAGGCCGUCGUCAAGUUCUACUACUUGUUCGAGGCCGCCUACUGGGCGCAGCAGGCGCUGGUCAUGCUCCUCGGUCUCGAGAAGCCUCGUAAGGACUACUACGAGCUCGUCGCGCACCACAUUGUGACCCUGUCGCUCAUUGGCCUGAGCUACCGCUUUCACUUCACCUACAUGGGCAUUGCCGUCUACCUGACCCACGAUAUCAGUGACUUCUUCAUGGCUAUGUCCAAAUCCCUCAACUACGUCGACAACCCCAUCACCGGGCCGUGGUACUGCGUUUCCCUAGCCUCCUGGAUCUACCUCCGCCACGUCAUCAACCUUAAGAUCCUUUGGUCCAUCCUCACCGAGUUCUCCACUGUCGGCCCCUACGAGCUGAACUGGGAGACGGAGCAGUACAAGUGCUGGAUCGCUAAGGUCAUCACCUUCACUCUUCUCGGCCUCCUGCAGUCCCUCAACCUCUUCUGGCUGUUUUUCCUUGUCCGCAUCGGGUACCGCUUCGUCUUCCACGACGUCAAGCAGGAUGACCGCUCCGAGGCGGAGGAGUCCGAGGCGGAGCCCAUGGAGACAAUCGACCAGGUGUCCAAGGUUGACGCUGCGCCGAUUGUGAGCGGGGAGGCCGCGAAGACCGCGCAGGCCGUUGCGAACGGCGUUACCAAGGCGGCUGGCGGCAGUGUUGCAUCACGGACCCGGAGCCGACGCGCCGCGUAA
This is a messenger RNA of Colletotrichum spaethianum, 1377 nucleotides long. RefSeq names its product sphingosine N-acyltransferase-like protein fum17. The transcript is spliced from 2 exons. The coding region runs from base 1 to 1377 and encodes 458 amino acids. Gene Ontology annotation, biological process: ceramide biosynthetic process. The record is from RefSeq and is a predicted model, not a curated record. Gene Ontology annotation, cellular component: membrane. Gene Ontology annotation, molecular function: sphingosine N-acyltransferase activity. NCBI's taxonomy places the organism in Eukaryota, Fungi, Ascomycota, Sordariomycetes, Glomerellales, Glomerellaceae.